AUGCCUUUAUUUUCUUUUUUAGUUUCUUUUGAUUCUGCUUUCUCUUUCUUUUCUUUAUCAUUUAAUUUCUUUACCCUUUUUUUCAUUUCCUUAAUCUUUAACAUUAUUCUCUUUCUUUCUCUUUCAUCAUCUGGCAUUUUCUUUCUUUUUUCUUUCUUAUUUAUCUUCUUGUUAAUUGUUUUUUUUUUUUUAUUAUCUCUUUUCUUUAUUUAUUUCUUAUCUUAUUGUUGCAUUGAGCAAUUUUAUCCUUACAAUUCCCUUCUCUUUCCUUUCAUUUUUCUUAAUCUGGACUUUCUGCUUAUUUCUUCUCCCCCCCCCCAUUUCUUUAUCAUUCAUUCUUUAUCUGCCUUUUAUCAAUGUGUCAGAAUAAACACAUUCAUAAUAUUUUCUUUUUUCUUCCUUUAUUUUUAUUCUUUUCUCAUUUUUUUUCUCCUUUUAUUUCUUCAUUUCCUUCUUUUUUCUUGA
Acanthosepion pharaonis is the source of this 465-nucleotide messenger RNA. NCBI's taxonomy places the organism in Eukaryota, Metazoa, Mollusca, Cephalopoda, Sepiida, Sepiidae. The record is from the annotation of a GenBank genome assembly.